Messenger RNA from Dovyalis caffra, 214 nucleotides. The record is from the annotation of a GenBank genome assembly. NCBI's taxonomy places the organism in Eukaryota, Viridiplantae, Streptophyta, Magnoliopsida, Malpighiales, Salicaceae.
AUGGCUCAGAUCAAAGGUUUUGAGUGGGCUGUAAAAUCUUCUAUUCCAAUUCACGAACCCCAUAUCAUCUAUAAAAUGCCUCAACCAAACAACUUCUUAUACUCUAGCCGAGAAUGCAAUGAACUCAACUUCGAUGGUGGAAAGUGUUAUGCAUGUUUAUUUCUUUCUACUCCAAGAGAUGGAACCAUUGCCAAGCAAGAAGACAUAGCCCAAG